Stegostoma tigrinum is the source of this 3342-nucleotide messenger RNA. Its product is annotated as fibulin-5-like. Bases 1 to 528 code for a protein of 175 amino acids. NCBI's taxonomy places the organism in Eukaryota, Metazoa, Chordata, Chondrichthyes, Orectolobiformes, Stegostomatidae. Gene Ontology annotation, molecular function: calcium ion binding. The transcript is spliced from 5 exons. The record is from RefSeq and is a predicted model, not a curated record.
AUGGAUACGUACGGCUGUUUGUGGCCAAUCAUAGUGAAUGGCUCCAAGAGUGUGAUUGAGACUUGUAGCAGCAAAGUUCCUAAUUAUUGGCAAGAUAAAAGAGAAAGUAUUGUUGUUCCAUUUUCAGAAGAUGUUGAUAUCGAUGAAUGUGCAACCAGCACUUCGAAUUGUGAACAAAACUGCGCCAAUACAAUUGGAAGCUUCACAUGCAGUUGCCUUCCUGGAUACAGCAUCAAUGUGACAAACAGUUCACGUUGUGAUGAUGUCGAUGAAUGUGUAACCAACACUUCGAACUGUGAACAAAACUGUGCCAAUACAAUUGGAAGCUUCACAUGCAGUUGCCUUCCUGGUUACAGCAUCAAUGCAACAAACAGUUCGCGUUGUGAUGCACAACGCAAAGUAAUCCUAAGGUUUACUGUCUCAAGUGAGGAUGUGAAUUUGGCUGAUCAACUAAUAAGAGAGGAAGUUCUUCAAAAUCUUCAAGCUUUAGCCCAUAACAUGGGAGCAAAGAUAGAAAAGAAGAGAUAAGUGAAAUCUGCAAGUAAUGUCAUACUGCACUUCAUAUCGCAACCUGCAUAAUAGUGUGAUCUCAAGCGGGACAAGAGUGUUUUAUUACUGUGUUAUUUAAUUGAAGUUUUACAUUUGACUCCUGUAUGAUCUGUACCAUCUCUGCUCUAAUUAAAUUAUUGUUGAUUAUUAAUAUAAAUGGGAAUUCCAUUAAACCAUAUGAAUUAACAUUUCCAUUCUCAGAUACAUGAAACAAUUUAAAGCAGGCAUAUUGUUAAAUACAACUAAUGCUACAAUAUUGAAAUGCUAUAACAGAUAAUAUUGUCACAGCUACUCAGGAAGACUUGGAAAUGGAUUUUCAAAUUAUUUCCUGUUGUAAAUCUGCUAUUAUAGAUCAGCCUCUUAUUUUUAUUUUCAAUUUCUUUGAAAUCAAACUGUUUAGUUGACUGGAAUUUACAUUGAGAGGAAUUUAAAAUCCUUUAUCUGAAAUCUUUUUGGAGGUGCUCCUGCCCCUCCCUCUGUGGUGGUUAAUCAACUAUUAAUCAUUAUAUAUCAUUAUUGAAUUUAAAAAUUUCCCAAGGCCAUUCAUCGAGGAAUUAGAAAACAAAAUAUAAUACUCAGGCCAUAUAGAGAGCUGUUGGGGCAGAUGACAAAAAAAGCUAUGUUUUAAGGAGUGUUUCAAUGGAGGAAAGGGUUGUAGGCUUUAGAGAGAGAGUUCCAGAUUUUCAGACUGGGGCAACAUGGUGCCCAGUGGUACAGCAAACAAAAUCGGGAAUGGUUAAGAGAAUGAGAGGAAUAUUGUAAAUCAGACAGGGUUCCCUUGCCUUCCACAGUCCGUCUUUUAUCCCAUUUGGAAUCAGUGACACAAAGCACAACCAAGAAAGCAGCUUCCAUAUAGCGUAAUUACUCUUUAUUUAUAAACCAAAUCAUAGCAUAUACACAAAUAAACACAUGAAUUGCUUGAAAAACUCAACCGGACUGACAGUAUCUAUGGAGAGAAAACAGGGUUAAUGUUUCGGGUUCAGAAACUUCUGUAAGUUCAGCUCUUAGUUCAGUUUCAAGACUAAUUAUAGAAAGAUAUUCAAUAAAUGCUUCACAUCAUGACUGACAGAAAUAUACAGAAAACAAAAUACGUUAUAGCAUCCAACGCCACAAAAAGAACAUCAGAAUGAUAAAAUGCUCUUCAGUGCAGGUGACUUGGAGGAUUGUAAAUAGAGGUGAUUAGAGAGAUAGGGCAAGACCAGAGGUUUGAAAAUAAGCAUGACAGUUGUAAAAUUGAGGUAUAGUUUAAUCAGGAGCCAUUGUAGGCUAUUGAACACAGAUGGUGCUGAUGGAUGGGAUUUGGUGCAAAUUAUGAUAUCAACAACAGAGUUUUGGAUGACCUACAGGUUAGAAAGUAAGAGACCAGACAAGAAAGCAUUCGUAUAUUCAAAUCUAUAGGCAAAAAAAACAUGGAUGAGAGUCUACAAAGCAAAUGAGCAGAUAGUGGGGCAAAGAUAACCAAUGUUAAAGAGUUAGUGAUAGGCCAUCAUAGCGAUGGCACAGAUCAACGGUUUGAAAGUAUAUCUCAGGUUUAAAUAUGAUUCCAAAUCUGCAAACAAUCAGAUUCUGCCACAGAGUGUUUCAAGGGAGAGGUAUGGAGACUUUGAGUAGGGAACAGAGUUUUGUGGUGCAGACCAAAGACAAUACAUUUGAGGGAGGUGCUAACAAAUUAAAGCUGAGUGUCUUUAACGAUUAUAUGGAAACUGACAUUAUGCCUUUGGAUGAUAUUGUCAAGGGAAACCAAGAACUAUGAGAAGGUCCAAGUGGGGAACCAUUUACCAUGGGAGCCAAUUGAGAAAGUUGAAUGGUCAGCAGUUUUGGAAUAGGAUCAAGAGCAGGAUGUAUGUUUUCUGGACAUGAACAAUUUAGCAAAGGCACAGGGGGAGACAGGAAAGAGAUCAAAGAAAGGUACAAAUUCAGAUCUAGGCUAGUCAAGAGCCUUAGAGGAAGUUUGGCUGGUUGGGCUAGAUUGGUGAAGGAGUUGGCAGAGGCAACCGAUUGAUGGUCUUAAUAUUGGUAUUAGAGAAAUCUGUGAUCUCCUCAUGCUGGUUCUUGGAGUUAACAUUCAUUUGCUGAUAUUCGGACAGCUUAAACUCCAGGCAAAAGCAUAUAUGUGACACAGGUUUUAAAUUAGGAACAUUUUAAAAAAAAUAUUGUAACAUCUGUCCACAAAGGCUUUAAUAGUAAUGAUUACAGUCCAUUUGUUGGUAUCGCAGGGAUAACUGCUGGAGUUCACACUUGCAUUGAGGACUUAAAUUGGCAAUUUGCUUGUGUGAUACAUGACCUAAAUUUCAAAAUGUAGUCCAAGCAGUGAAAGUUGUGAAUAAGAACAGAAAAUUACCGCAGAUUAAAAAUGUACAAUUCCAAGCUAUAAAAAUAAAUGGACAAAUGUUGGGCAUCCAGGAUAAUGUUAUGGAAAUUAGUCAAAUGGUAUUAGAUUCUCUACGCGGUGGAGUUUUGUGCAUGAUUGUACCAGACCCAUCUGUAACAGCACUAACACUUGGUGGCAAUGUUGAUGGAGGGCAUUGAGCAGGGGUUCUGAGCAUUUCUCUGGGACCAACACUAGCAGCUAAUGAUGGUGAAAGAGGGCAGCUUGAGUAAUCAAAUUGAUUCUCGUUGGAAAGAAAGGAUGUUUUUGGUUUGGAGAGGGCUGGUGGGAAGGGCAGCACUGUGGGUAUUCCUCAGCCCAAAGUAACACAAGCAGCCAUUCCAUGCACAUAGUGUAAAUAAUACCUUGUUUAUUCUUAAUUUCCCUCUGUGUUUGUAAUGACCUGAUGCCAAUUAAAUAAAGAA